Molecule: messenger RNA, 2002 nt
Organism: Heterotrigona itama
Lineage: Eukaryota; Metazoa; Arthropoda; Insecta; Hymenoptera; Apidae
Source: the annotation of a GenBank genome assembly
AAAGAAAAAAAGGUGUGAGAGCAACGAGGAAAGUGACGUAUGAAUGUGUGACUGUUUGCCGAGUGCACACAGAAGGGAGCUAAGUGAAAUAGAAGAUAAGAGGAACUAUAUUCGGCUCAUUUAUAUGGUAAUGAGAUGAUUACCGAUCGGUAUAAAUUGGACAAAGGAUCGAAGUUUUGGCGACAGAAAUAUUGCGCGCCGUUUAUCGAAAGAACACAAAGUUCUCCAACGUUUGCGGUUUUAACACGGAUGAGCGAGGUACAUCGUCCGGGAGGAAAAGAACUGAGGAAGAAUUGGUCGAGAGAGAAAUAUAUGCGUAAAGAAGGGAAAGAUGACGAGAAGUGAAAUUGACGAGCCAGGGAAGUUCCGGCAGCUUCUCGUUGCGUUAAUCGCAAACAUCUCAUCCUUCUCGUUUGGAACGAUGAUAGGCUGGCAAUCGCCGACGAUGCCGCAACUACAAAGUGAAAAUCCUCCAGUAGGUAACAGGCCGAUGACGAAGGAGGCGGCAUCCUGGUUGACCGGGAUUAUGUGCCUGACGGCCGCUUUAACAAGCUUGAUAAUCGGCGCGAUAGUGAACAGAUUCGGACAUAAAGUGACAGGAUAUCUGAUAGCUUUGGCGCAUUGUACCACUUGGUUGUUCAUCAUCUUCGCGACGCAACACACCUAUUUAUUUAUCGGCCUUUUCUUCUCGGGUAUAUCCGGCGGGAUGACGUUGUUCUCGGUGCCGCUAUACGUGUCCGAGAUCGCAAGCGAUGGUAUACGCGGCAUGCUAGGCAGUCUGAUGGUAUUCGUGCUGAAUGGCGGCAUUCUUUUCGGCUACGUACUCGGCGCUCUACUCCCGUAUCAAUGGUAUUCGAUCACGAUGUUCGCGUUCCCUCUAUUUUAUAUCGCCACGUUUCCUUUCCUACCGGAAUCGCCUGUAUAUCUGGUGCGAAACAAUCGGAUCAACGAAGCAUCUAGGCAAGCACAGGCAAUUUCUUCCCUUUCUUCUUCGUUCAAUCGACCAAUCGCAUAUACGCAUAACACACGCAAUUUUCGCACGACAUCUCUGACAUGGUUGAGAAGUGGACAGAAGUUGCUGGUCGAGCAAGAAAUGUUGCGCCUGCAGCAGGAAGCAAAAGAGAUAAACGUCUCGGGACCAUUGACGAACAAACUGUCGGAGCUGUUCCGAGAUCGGGCAACGAUCAAAGGGCUGUGCAUUACGCUAGGGAUGUUCUGUGGGCAACAACUUGCCGGGAUAUUUAUUAUGAUAAGCUACACGGAAACGAUAUUCAAGAUGUCGGGAAGUUCGUUGUCACCAAAUGAUUCGGCAAUUAUCGUGGGCAUGAUUCAAGUGUUCGGUUCGUGGUUAUCUACCACAUUGAUGGAAAGAGCCGGUAGAAGACCGUUGUUUUUGAUCUCCUGCUUGGGAAUGGGCACGUGCCACUGUGUCCUCGGAGUGUUUUGUUACCUGCAAACACUCGGAUACGACGUUAGCCAGUUCAGUUGGAUCUCGAUCAUAGCCUUGUCAGUCUUCAUGAUCACGUACGGUUUGGGUAUGGGGCCAGGUCCAUACGUCAUCUCCUCGGAAAUACUUAGCAGAGAUGUUUCGAGCUUGGUGGUAACGCUCGGGAUGUUCACCGCUUGGGCUAUAGCUUUCAUCGUCGUUAAAUUAUUUCCAACCGUGGUCGAUUUCCUGGGUAUACACGGUUGUUUCUUUCUGCUCGGUACUUUUUGCGCGAUCACUUUCGCGUUCAUUUACAUCCUUGUCCCAGAAACGAAGGGUUUGCCUCGUCAAGUAAUUCUGGAUCGACUUAACGGUGUAUCUUCUUCAUCAAACAGUACGCAAUACGUCUCGUCGCAGGAGUUCAACGAAAAAGAUGUCUCGCUAACCCGAACUAGUUUAAGAACAUUUCAGUCGAGGAAUAUUGUUUCAAAGUACCUGAUCGUACGUAGUGAGCACACUUGUGCAGGAAUAUACGCGGGAAACGAAACGAAUAAGAGAGAAACUGUCUGCCUGUUA